AUGAUUGGGGAGGAGCCUAGACCGAGUGACCCCACGCUGCAGGAAGAUUGGGACGAGCGCUCCUCGGCUGGCUACUAUUUGAUGUCGCAGAGUUUGGAGCUGAACCAGCGUCACCACGUCAUGCACCUGCUGCCGGAGGUUGAAUGCGGUCCGAAGGCGUGGACCGUGUUGAAGGAGCUGCACGCCCCGACCUCCGUUGUCGCAACGUUGAUGCUGGAGAGGGAGCUGUCCGCGUUGCGCCUGAGCGAGGGAGAGCCGGUGCAACCAGUCCUGGACAAGAUGCGCGACCUCUACGCGAAGUUGGCGACCGCGGGAAUCACCUACCCGGAGCAGACCAAGUGCUUGAAGAUGCUCUCGCUGCUGCCGGAAUCGUGGCUUCAAUUUACGAGCGGAUUGAGCCUGCCGCAGAACCAGAGCUUGUGGACGCUCGAGUGGGUGCGGACGAAGAUUCUGGAGGAGGACUUCCGUCGCCGCCAACUGAGGGGUGGAGACGACGGCAGCAGCGGCUACGGGAUGCAAGGGAGCCGACGUGGCAGAGGACGUGGCUUCGGUGGUGCUGGACGCGGUGCAAAGAAAGACGACGACUCCAACGACCAACAAGGAGGUACCGGUUGGGGUCGCGGUGCGAAAUCUGGACGUGGGGGCAAGUCGGGUGCUGGUGGCAAAAUGAAAGGGAGUUGCUGGUAUUGUGAGAAGGAAGGGCACCCCUGCUAUUAG
This is a messenger RNA of Closterium sp. Yama58-4, 717 nucleotides long. The record is from the annotation of a GenBank genome assembly. Lineage: Eukaryota; Viridiplantae; Streptophyta; Zygnematophyceae; Desmidiales; Closteriaceae.